This is a messenger RNA of Blepharisma stoltei, 837 nucleotides long. The record is from the annotation of a GenBank genome assembly. Lineage: Eukaryota; Ciliophora; Heterotrichea; Heterotrichida; Blepharismidae.
AUGCAUAAUUUUAACCAACAGCGCAAGUCAUGCAUAUCAGGGCGGCUUGUUUUUCACUUGAUUCUUGUUUUCCUUUAUCUAGCCCUUAUUGCUUGCAAGAUUGCAGUUAUGAAUGUGAAAGAUUGAUACAAGCAAGGUUCUGGAACAGUUAAGUGAAAGGGCUCUCUUACUGAAAUUUAUUCUUCUGGAGGCGGAAUAGAGGAGAAAUCUUAUGCUUGGCUCUCAAAUCACUAUUGCGGAAGUUACUCAUCUAGCUGCUACUAUGAUUGUGGUAAUUAUGAAUAUUAUGACUCUACGGUGGCUUGUUCAACGUUUGAAAAUUUAAAUGGAGGAGGCACCGCAUUUAUUGUAUUUAGUUCCUUAGAAAUUGUGUUUGUAUUGGCAAUGAUUGGAUUUUCAAUUCCUGCAGCACAUGCGAAUAAAAAAUAUUUAUGUCCGGUAAUAUUAUUCUCAAUUUUAGCGCUAGUUGCAGGCUUAGUUUCAUUUGCUGUUAUGGCAGGGACUGCAAUGAUUACAUUUUCAGAUUCCUGCGAUGAAACUAAAAGCCACUUAUCAAGCCAAGCUAGUUCUUGUGCUCUAACUGGACCAAAAUUCGACUUAUUCAAUCUUUUAUAUAUUUUUACACUCAAUUUAAUAUUUUGAAUUUAUCUCUGUGUAUUGAAAGGUGGAGACAAGAAAAUUUCUCAGGCUCAAAACGCCAACGUAUCUAUGACAGCAAAUGUCCAGACUCAUCAAGACCAAGUCCAACCGCCUAUUCAUGUUUUUCCUUUGGCAGUAGUAGGUCCUCAUGUGCCUUCCGAUGGUAUUCCUAUUGGGAUUCCUUAUAAGGAUGCUUAA